Messenger RNA from Dentiscutata heterogama, 675 nucleotides. NCBI's taxonomy places the organism in Eukaryota, Fungi, Glomeromycota, Glomeromycetes, Diversisporales, Gigasporaceae. The record is from the annotation of a GenBank genome assembly.
AUAUGUCAGGACUCUACAAAGGAAAUAAGAAUAGCGUUGAAUACGCCACAUCGCCGACUUGGGUGCAAUUACAAUCCACAGACUGAUUUUGUCUAUGAGCACGGUCCGACUUCUCGAAAUGCAACCAAAUUCAUUAGCUUUGGACAUGCCAGAGGCAUGUAUCGCAUAAAUGUUUGGAGGUCGAUCUAUAUCGUGUUUUCGGAUACGCCAUAUACUUACAUUGUUGGGUCUGUAAAAAAUAUAGUAUCUUUGGCUUUUGCUUGUGAUUUAUUUUUUUUCUUGGGAUGUAGAGGUGAGAAAGCCGGAUUAGCUUCUUCUGAGAGAAAAAAUUGUUACAGAACUUUGUUGAACACUGAACUGAUCCAACGAAAAGCGAUCGGAAAAAAGGGAGACGCAUAUAUUAGAACUAUUGGAUCGAUAUCAAUGGACUGGGCAGUAUCAGAAGCAGGUCAUAAGUGUGAAGACGCGGUGUUGAUUAGGACAAAUUUUGACUGCCUAGCUGGAUACACCUGCAGAUAUACAAAAGGAGAUCCACUUAAAGUUUAUACUGAUGCAAAUAACUUUAAUAAAUCCUUGGACGUGCUGAUCGAGAUAAUAUAUGGUAAGCUUCUAAUACUUAAGACAAUAGAAGUUAUAAACAGUGGUAUGGACAGUCAAAACAAGAUUGCAAGAUAG